Mercenaria mercenaria is the source of this 1985-nucleotide messenger RNA. RefSeq names its product monocarboxylate transporter 13-like. Bases 249 to 1724 code for a protein of 491 amino acids. Gene Ontology annotation, molecular function: monocarboxylic acid transmembrane transporter activity. The record is from RefSeq and is a predicted model, not a curated record. NCBI's taxonomy places the organism in Eukaryota, Metazoa, Mollusca, Bivalvia, Venerida, Veneridae. Gene Ontology annotation, biological process: transmembrane transport; monocarboxylic acid transport. The transcript has 5 exons.
AUCACUCCACUUCGUUAUCAAGUUAUGGUAGAUACCUUUCAUGCAUACGGAUAUAUAGUGAAUACUGCUUACAAAGCGGUUUUCAAAUAUUGGUAUUAACGUCAAAUAUACUUUAAGAGUGCUACACUGUUAUAUAUUAUAAUUUAAACAUUGUGGUGCUAAUAUAUGACUGAAUAAAUUUCUGUUUAGUGUGACAAAAUAUUCGUUAUUAAUACAGAGAUACACUUGGAAAACAAGACGCCUGGGCGAUGAAACAACGUUCUCAAGAUGUAGAUGGUGGGUGGGCUUGGGUGGUACUUAUCUCCUCAUUCCUGUUGCACAUGAUGUCCUACGGUCUUGCUUGGAGCACCGGUGUCUACAAUGUUAUCUUUCUGGAAGAGUUUGGUCAACCAAAGUCUGUUACAGCAUGGGCUGGGUCUUUGCCGACGGCUGUGAUGUAUGGAUCAGGACCAAUAGCCAGCAUGUUGUCAAACAAAUACGGAUUUAGGCCAGUGAUAAUGGUGGGUGGGUUAAUGGUUAGUGCGGGAUUAAUCCUCAGCUUCUUUGCUACCAACCUGUUCGUGCUUUUCUUCACAUUUGGUGUUCUUACAGGUGCUGGACUAGGUGUCGUAUACAUACCCGCAAUAGCGUCAGUAUCCUGUUACUUUGAGAAGAAGUUGUCACUGGCUGCUGGAAUAGCAACAUCCGGUGUUGGUAUCGGCAACUUCUUGUAUCCCGCCAUCAUUCGAUGGCUUGUUAACAUGUAUGACUGGAAACAAAGUUUUCUUAUACUUGGCGCAAUAUCAUUGCAUAUGUGCGUCUUCGGUGCAUUAAUGCGUCCAGUCAAGAGACCUGAGAUCAAAGAAGAUCAACCGAUACUUGACAUAACCCCUUUUAAAAAGAAAGGUUAUGCGAUGCUUUGCGUGAAUGUGUUCUUAUUUUGUUGCGGAAUAUCAGCCCUCUAUAUACAUUUAGCUGCACAUGGCGAAAAGAUAGGACUGAACGCAGAUAAAAGUGCAAUGUUGAUAUCCGGCCUUGGAAUAGCUAAUCUGUUUGGACGCUUUGCCUAUGGACUCAUCGCGUACCAUCCUCGCGUUAACGUAUUUAUUUUGUACGGCGUUUCUUACUUGUUGUCUGGAGUUUGCAUCUGCCUCGUUCCAAUUAUGAAGACAUUUCCGGUAUUGAUGGCAUGUGUAGUUAUUUAUGGAAUACUCUCUGGUUGCUUCGGAACGUUGUUAGUGAACAUUUUAAUCGAACUUCUCGGACUUCAUCGAUUUGCAAAUGGAUACGGAUGUCUCCUACUGUUCAUGGCUGCAGGACAGCUUAUUGGGGCAUCAGUUGCAGGUGCUAUGUAUGACGUCACAGACUCGUAUGACAUGGCUUUUGUUCUGGGUGGAGUGAUGGUUAUACUCAGCUCAGUUGUUAUGAUUCAACCAUAUCUUUAUAUCAAACGCCAUCCACGUUUUCAAGAAGAAGAGAUAAUUGCCGAGAAAGUAGCUCUUGCAGAGUCUACAGACAUUCCAUCAUUGCAAUACAUGUCGCACAGAGAUCUCGUGCAAAUGACUGUGUCAUUGGAAAGCUUAACUGCUGCUAAACGUUCUCUUGAUGUAAUACGCAGAUCAACAAAUUCUCUAAAUGUGAUAAAACCUAAACUAAAUGUUAUACAAAAGAAAAAUGGAAUGCUCUUGCCAAUACAUAGAGACAUUGAGGCCCUAAAAGCAUCAUUUUCAACAGAAACCAUCUAAAUAACAUACAAAAUUAAUGUAAAAGCAGCUACAAAUAUAUUUCCGUUGAGGUAUAGUAUAGUUUCCGAAAGAGGCACCAUUGGGUGGAAUUUUCUUUCAUUUUUUCUGAAAGUACGGAUAGAAAUGUGUAUAAGAGGUAUGUAUCAGGGUACAAAUGGUGCAUUUUUAAUAGAAAUGUACGGUAUCCAGUUUCGAUUCAAGCUUUAUAUUAAAAAAAACUUGUACGUUAAUUAUUUUUGAAAAGAAAAACAUGUUUUCUUA